Messenger RNA from Carassius gibelio (silver crucian carp), 3309 nucleotides. Its product is annotated as ras-related protein Rab-34-like. The transcript has 11 exons. Gene Ontology annotation, molecular function: GTP binding; GTPase activity. The record is from RefSeq and is a predicted model, not a curated record. Bases 290 to 1069 code for a protein of 259 amino acids. Gene Ontology annotation, biological process: phagosome-lysosome fusion; endocytosis. Lineage: Eukaryota; Metazoa; Chordata; Actinopteri; Cypriniformes; Cyprinidae.
CUACCCCUCUUUCCUGGUUUUGGUGGGGAGAGACCGGGGGACUGGAGCAGACGAGUCCAUCUGUCCGCCGCUCACAGCGCUUCCGUCGGUCGGGAUAUCCUGCCGUUUUCUUCAGAAACUUGGAAACUGUUCUCGAUUCUUGAAUGCUAGAAAACGCCUGAUACCCCCUCCUCUCUUUUGUUUCUUUUCCUUUUUAUUCUUCUUUCCUUAAAGUCGUUUCAAACGUCAUUGUCUCCGGAAACUAGCGCUACAUAAUUCACAGAAACAUAAAGUACUGAGAAGCAUCAUCAUGAGUGUACUGCCCCCUGUACGGAAAGACCGCAUCAUCAGCCAGCUUCCCAAGUGCUUCAGCAAAGGUGCUGCUUUGAACACAGAGGAUGAGUUCCACGGGAAGGUGAAGACAGCCUGUCAGCAGCAGAGGACAGGAACUGUGGGGUUUAAGAUCUCAAAGGUCAUUGUAGUGGGUGAUCUGGCGGUGGGGAAAACCUGUCUGAUUAAUAGAUUUUGUAAAGAUGUCUUUGACAAAAAUUACAAGGCCACCAUUGGUGUGGACUUUGAAAUGGAGCGGUUUGAAGUUCUUGGGGUCCCUUUCAGCUUACAACUGUGGGACACUGCAGGACAGGAGAGAUUUAAAUGCAUUGCCUCUACAUACUACAGAGGAGCUCAGGCUGUCAUCAUUGUGUUUGAUUUGACUGAUGUGGCUUCACUGGAGCAUACGAGGCAAUGGCUGGAGGACGCAAUGAAAGAGAAUGAUCCUACCAGUGUAUUACUCUUCUUAGUAGGCACAAAGAAAGAUCUGAGUUCUCCUGCACAGUAUACACUAAUUGAGCAGGAUGCCAUUAAACUGGCAGAUCAGAUGAAAGCAGAGUAUUGGGCUGUGUCCGCCUUGUCUGGGGAGAAUGUAAGAGAGUUUUUCUUCAGAGUGGCAUCUUUAACGUUUGAGGCAAAUGUUCUGGCAGAACUGGAGAAAACUGGAUCCAGACGUAUUGGGGAAGUUGUUCAAAUCAACAGCAACUCAAAUAACAUGUCUGCAACUUCCAAGAAGAAACAGACCAACUGUUGUCAGUAAAGACAGCAAACAUUUGCACCAACAUACCAAAGCAAAACAUGCACACUAAUGUACAUACACAUACAUUGGAAGAAUCUACAAGAUAAGGAAAGUUGGAUGGACAGUAUUCCACAUAUGUGACUGUGCACAGAGCAGCGUGGUUUGUUAUUCAUAGGGUGAAACUGAAUAUCUGCUGGAUGAAAGAAAACAUUCCUCUGUUGGAAAACUUGUGGUUUGCAUUUUUUGUGGCAAAGCAGUAUUCGGUUUACCCAAAGGAUCUAUGCACAGUAAUAAGUGAUUAUUCAAUUGUUCAUCAAAAAUGCAUUUUAUCUCACGUUUUGCUUAGUUUACAAUCAGUCGUGGUUUUAAAAGGUACACAAGAGGAUCAUGCAUGAGUUGCACAAAAAGCAAUAAUAGUGAUACAUGUAUUUUUCUAUAUCAAAAAUCCUGUUUAUUAAAAAGGUAAUUUUUCUUUAAAAGUUAUAUAGAAUUUUUUUGGUACUUGUUCAAAUUAUUGCUUUAAAUAUUUUAAAAGUAUUAGGGCUUAUAUAAUUUGUUUCCUAUGGCUCUUUAAAUGAGCCAUUUAUUUAAUUAUUUAAAAACCUCUCCAUAAAUGUUUACACAAAUGUGUUAAUAUAUCAUAAUAAUGUUUUUUUUUUAUGAAAUACUGAUCUUAAUACUGUUAAUAUUUUGAUCAAAUCUUUGGUUUAAAUGAAAUUCAUUAUUAUUGAUUAUUUUAACAUUUUCAAGCGAGUAAUUACAAUCUGAUAGCGACCUCUACUGGUAUUUUAUGUAACAACAACAGACCAUUUAUGACCAAUAUGACUGAAUGCUUCAAACGUGAAAAAUCCAUUUCAAUUGAAAUGAAAAGAACAGUCUUCACAAGAUUCAUCCUUAUUCUCAUACAAUAAUCUUUGUCACAACCUGCAAAUGAUUCAAUGGCAAAAUCCCUUUAAAAUAAUAAAAAAAAUACAUUAAAUGUUCCCCUUAUUUCUUUAUUUUUAACCUCUAAAGUUCUUAAAAGACUCCAGGUAUUGACUGUCAAUCUGAGACUGCAUCUUAUUUGGAAUGCAGUGGGAAUAUUUAUAGUUUUCCUUCAGCCACUUUUCCUCCCUCACUGUUUUCAAUGGCCACGCCAGCAAUGCCUACAAAGAAUAGAGAAAUAACAGCACUCAUUUUACCAACUUAAUCAACACUACUGAUAAGUGAUAAGUGAAUAGAAACUAUAACACACUCACAGAAAACAGCUGUCAAAAUCCUUUGUGUUGCAUCUUGCAGCAAGUAAUGUUACAAGAAUGUCAAUAAUCUCUCGCCAGUCAGUAUCUUAAUCGUGCCCUAAAGGGAGAAUCAACAUAUAAAGAUACAAAGCUUUCAGGUAGAGAGAGGCAGCAGUUAAGUUCAUCAGGUCUCAAAACACUUUUGUUUUUAUUGCAUUAGCUCUUUUAUGCUCACCCACAACAGUAGCUCAUUGAUUCUCCACCAGUUUGAUAGCUGUUCUCAUAGUUCCUCCAGUCUCAAUCCACUGGUCUACUAUAAGAACCCACAGACCUGAAGGACGUCAUCACAUAUCAGAAUCACAUUUUGCUCUGUCACUAAGAAUCAGAUGCAUCAAUAAUGCAAAAAGCAGUCAUUAUGUGAUGGGAUUAUAUAGUAAAAUAAUACAGAGUUGACUGAUCAUUGAUCACAAAUCACUGCAAAUAUGAUAUGUAAAAAGAUGAAUUUGAUUAUGCAUUUUCAACCAGUGACAAUAUAUGAGUUUACAUACAUCAGUACUUGGCUUUACCACAUUAACAGACUCUUCUAUUAGUUUCCAGUAGUUUACACAAUCUGACAGUGCCUGGAUAAGUUAGGAGUGACAGAAAAUACUUCAAGAUACGCAGUUUUAAAGCUAGGUUAUUCAAUAACGUACAUGCAUAGGUCUACACUGAGAAAAGUUUGGCGUGCAACAAGAAUGAUUGUUUAACUGCAAAUUGCAAUAUAUUCUUGAUGGAUCAAGCCAUAAAAACUUCUGUCCCUUUGUGUUUGGUGCCAUAAGAGGCAGGUACCAGCCCUCUUGUCUCUUUUGGGGAACUGUAUAAACUUCCAUUCUGGAGAGACCACUGGAUUUAUACUAUAGUAUUUUAUAUUUUAUAUUUGGUCUAGAUUUUUAGGCUCUACUGUUUAGUGUUAUCUGUAUGCACCUGAGAGUAACGCGAUUUCAAUUCUCUGUAUGUAUGUACUGUACAUGUGGAAGAAUUGACAAUAAAGCAGACUUGACUUGA